UGGGCGAUAUCCAAUUUUGUCAUGAUAGUGCUGUUGACAUGGGCGGCGGUGCUGUCCGUUGCGAGUGGAUUGGCGGUGCCCCCAAAGAGGUACCAGUGCAAAGCCAACGUAUGCGUCCAGGAAGCCAUCUCCUUCACGGCCAACGGCACGUCGCUUUCCAUCUGCCAACUGACCUGUGGCCAAGGGAGCUUGUGGCCUCAACCCACCCAGCGCGUGCACGUGAGUCCGUCCGUGCAGUCGAUCUCGAUUGCUUCCAUUUCCCAUUCCGUCUCCUUUCUCGACCACACCAACUUUGACAGCGCUCUCGUUCCUGCGAUGCACGCGAACUUCCUCGACAUACUGCAAUCCAAAGCCGCUGAGUGCACCACGUCCGUUGCAGUACCGGCACCCCUCCCCCUCUCCAUCUCGGCCACGAUCACCACCGCUGACGAGCGUCUGCGCGUGGACACGAACGAGACAUACUCGCUGACGGUCAACUUGACCUCGACGCCGCACGUGACCAUCGCCGCGAUCACCGUGUUCGGGUACCGACAUGCCUUGACGACGCUCAGCCAGCUCAUGGAGUACGACGACAUCUCGCACACGAUGCAGCUCGUGCACAGCGCCAGGAUCAUCGACGGCCCCGCGUUUCCGCACCGCGGCAUCACGUUGGACACGAGUCGCAACUUUUACUCGGUCGGCGCCAUCAAGCGCGUGCUGGACGGCAUGAGCAUGACCAAACUCAACACAUUCCACUGGCAUUUUACCGACACCAACAGCUUUCCCAUUGAAAUCAUUGGCGAGCCCCGGCUAACAACGUAUGGCGCGUACAGUGCGCGACAGGUGUACACCCAAGCGGACAUUCGCGGGCUUGUUCACUAUGCCAAAGUACGCGGAAUUCGAGUGAUUCCAGAGCUCGACGCGCCGGCGCACGUUGGCGCGGGGUGGCAGUGGGGCCACGCAGCAGGGCUGGGCGACUUGGUCGUAUGCUAUGACCAUCUUCCUUGGGAAUCGGCUUGUGUCCAGCCUCCGUGUGGCCAGCUCAACCCGAAAAACGACAAGAUUUUCCCCAUUUUAGACACGAUUUACGGGGAAUUCGACGCGUUAUUCGAUGCAGAUUUGGUGCAUAUGGGCGGAGACGAAGUGCAUUUUGGGUGUUGGAACAUGACCAAGAGUAUCACAGACGGGAUGGCGUCGCGGGAACCGGCCGACUUUAUAUCAUUGUGGGGCGAGUUUCAGGCCAAAGUGCAUGCAUUACUGGUGCAAAUCCACAACCGCAAAGUACCAGCAAGGCACAAAAAGGUCAUGAUAUGGACGAGCGAUCUGACUCACCCCAGUUGGAUUCAACGGUACCUGGCGCCACACGAUUAUGUGAUUCAAAUCUGGGACUCUACAACUACCUCAGCAAGUUCUGCAGCAACAUUUGCCAAACUGGGCUACCACGUCGUGCUAUCCAACUACGACAAGUGGUAUCUGGAUUGUGGCCACGGCAACUGGCUCACAAACGGCACAAGCUGGUGCGACCCGUUCAAAUCAUGGCAGGUCGUCUAUGGAGUCGAUAUGUACGCAGGUCUCACCCCCGAUUUGCAUCCAUUUGUACUUGGCGGCGAGACGGCGUUGUGGUCAGAAUUAGCCGACGAACACUCGGCGGACGUCAAAUUGUGGCCGCGGUCGGCUGCCGCCGCCGAGCGCUUGUGGUCGAAUCCGGUGACGUCGUGGGAGGACGCCGUCGUUCGGUUGCAAAGCCAGCGGCGCCGGAUGGUCCGUCGGGGGCUCCACGCCGAUGCGAUUCAGCCGCAGUGGUGCCGGGACCACCCUGGUCGGUGUACUUAGUUGAUUCAGUCAUUAAUCGAAAGAAGAGGGCAAGAAGAUAUGAGGGCUA
This is a messenger RNA of Aphanomyces astaci, 1861 nucleotides long. RefSeq lists its product as hypothetical. Lineage: Eukaryota; Oomycota; Saprolegniomycetes; Saprolegniales; Verrucalvaceae. The transcript has 6 exons. Gene Ontology annotation, biological process: glycosaminoglycan metabolic process; carbohydrate metabolic process; ganglioside catabolic process. Gene Ontology annotation, cellular component: membrane. Bases 22 to 1812 code for a protein of 596 amino acids. Gene Ontology annotation, molecular function: beta-N-acetylhexosaminidase activity. The record is from RefSeq and is a predicted model, not a curated record.